Molecule: messenger RNA, 567 nt
Organism: Suillus clintonianus
Lineage: Eukaryota; Fungi; Basidiomycota; Agaricomycetes; Boletales; Suillaceae
Exons: 4
Coding region: 1-567 (188 amino acids)
Source: RefSeq, a predicted model, not a curated record
AUGCCGGCUCGUCCAGGUUUAAAACGCCUGCGAUUGAAAGGCAAGUAUGUCGCAAUACACUUUCAAUCCCUCAGCAUAACCUUCUGGCCAUCAUCCACCAUUCUCUCCCCGCAACAACAAGUCACAGUCUUAUACAUGCCUCUCGAUAUCAUUCCCGCAGAUCCUAAGAUCAUUUCUCGAAUGUAUCAGAGCGGUCAACCAAUUGUCCUGUAUGAGUGUCAAUUGCAGGGGAACUCUUGUGGUUUGCAUGUGGAAGGGACAACCAGUGCAAUGUCUGCCCAUCUGCGAACAUUUCACAGCAUCACCGGUCAGGACAGCACCAGUGCAAUUUGUACGUGGGGUGGCUGUUCCAAGACGCUCAAGAAGGGAAGCAUGGCAAGACACCUCCUUACUCACCUUGGUGUCAAGAGCCAUGCCAUCUUGCAAUCGCCAAUGCUGUCCAUGGACCCGAAGGAUGUAGCCUUGCCCCUAUGGGUUGGGCUGCUUCCCAACAGGGCUGAUCCCUGUGGUGUUAUAAAUGAUAACAAAUCCCUAUGGAAUGAUACCCUUGUACCCAAGACAUUUUGA